This is a messenger RNA of Ipomoea triloba (trilobed morning glory), 531 nucleotides long. RefSeq lists its product as uncharacterized. The record is from RefSeq and is a predicted model, not a curated record. The transcript has a single exon. The coding region runs from base 1 to 531 and encodes 176 amino acids. Lineage: Eukaryota; Viridiplantae; Streptophyta; Magnoliopsida; Solanales; Convolvulaceae.
AUGUCUCAACAACAACAACAACAACAAUUCCAGCCUCAAGUCUACCCUUACAACAAUGUCCCAACACAACCCAACACCUUAUUCCCACCGCCACUCGCCGCCGACACAACUUCCCACUCCAACGGCUCAUUCGGCACAGUUUUUUGGGUCAUCGGAGUCAUCAUCGUCGUCAGCGUUCUUGCUUGCAUCGCCAACAGGCUUUGCACCAAAAGAACCAAAUCCUCGAAGCCGUCAAAGAAGGACAAGAAAGGCCACGGUCACGGGCACGGUCACGGGCAGGCUAAGCUUCCGAAAGAAUGGGCGGGGAAGCAGAGCCGGGCGGAUUUCCACCACGAUGACGGCGGGGAUAUAGAGUUUGGGUUUGGCGGGAAGAGAUUUCCUUCUGCUAAGGUUGCCGCCGCCGCCGCCGCAACCGGAGAGCAUCACCCGCGGUCUGCGCCGCCGAUGCCGGGGUUUAAACACCACGGCGGCGGCGGAAAGGGAGUGGUUAGAUUUGCUGAUGAUCAUAUAGAUUUCAAACCCGGUCCGUGA